Messenger RNA from Centropristis striata (black sea bass), 2189 nucleotides. Its product is annotated as cytoskeleton-associated protein 2. Gene Ontology annotation, cellular component: microtubule cytoskeleton. The coding region runs from base 202 to 1944 and encodes 580 amino acids. The transcript is spliced from 7 exons. Gene Ontology annotation, biological process: negative regulation of microtubule depolymerization. Lineage: Eukaryota; Metazoa; Chordata; Actinopteri; Perciformes; Serranidae. The record is from RefSeq and is a predicted model, not a curated record.
UUCUAUGAUAUCGCGAUACUUCUGUGACCAAUAGCAACGCAGCGGCGGAAACUCAAAUUGAAUGUUAUUUCCGCAGGGAACCAAGAGACGGACUUUAUUCCAGUUGGUGCUGCCUCGGAUGGUUUUCUCCUCGUGUUGUAGCUCACAACACAAGACCACAGCAGGAAAUCUCCAUUAAUUCCACCCUGUUGAGGCUUCACGAUGGAAAACGUCGCAGUUUCAAGGCGAAACCACACAAAUAAGAGAGGAAACAAGGAAAAUGCUCAGCCUGCACUUGGAAGCAAGCCCUUAAUCAGAAGAGAUAAAACGUCUGUUAAUCCCUUCCAACUAACAAGCAACACAAAAGAAGAAACCUUGACAAAGAAGGUUCCUCUUAAAUCCAAAGAGGACACGAGGUCAACAUCUGGUGAGGCUCAGAAAAAGGUAAAGACUGUGCAGAAAGAUGGGAAAGGAGCUGCUGCUGAUGCCAAACUACGAGCGACACACAGCCGAGCCUUCCUCACUGAACAGGCAGUGAGGCACAAACAAAUCAUUGCAGAAGCUCCAAAGCCACCAGCUGCUGUGACAUCAUCAAAACCUGCUCCCGGCAUGUACAAAGGCAAGAUUAUCCAGUCAAAAAUUGGAUCCAUUUGGAAGUCAUCUGCCGUCGCGGGUGGGGCAGAUUCAAAACCAUCAGCACCCAAAACAGAGGGUCAAAGAGUUGGAAAUGCGACAAAAAGUAGGUCCAAGUCUGUUGCUGACCUGCCUCGGAAUGUCACACAGAAACACGUGGCGACAAGGUCCAAGUCAGUGAUGGAUCGACCUGCUCAGGUCUCCAAGCCUGCUGCCAGCAGCCGUCCUCCUGCUGGGUUCUACUCUGCUCGCCCUCCUGCCAGGACCGUCCCAGCAACACUAGCCAGCACCAGCACCAGGAACACUAAAGUGGCUCCCACCAAGGGAAGUGGGACUCAGGUGUCAGUGACGGACAAGAAGGUCAACAAGCCUCCUGUCUCAAGCGCCCGCAGUCAGUACAGAUUCACUGUGGAGACUGCAGAGGAGAGAAGAGCGAAACUAGCCGAGUGGUUAGCCUCCAAGGGUAAGGCCUCCAAGAGACCAGCCAUGACAACAACAGGACCCUCCAAAACCAAAGUCCCAGCAAAACCUAAAGCUGAUCUCAAACCACAGUCUAAGGUUGAGACUCAGUCGGCUGCACAGUACAAACCUGAACCCAGACUGGAAGCAGCCAAGCCAGAGUUACCAGCACACAGCCAGACCCCCAUGAUCAUGAACACCACUCUGGACCUGCUCGAGAACUCUGAUGCAGAUCAGUUUGUUGAACCACAGGAGAGUGUGGAUGAUAUUGUUGUCAACCUGUGUGAUGCUUUAGAGGCCUUGGAGACGCCCUCGAGAUGUGACGAACUUUCCCAAGUGACAGAAGUGUGCAAUAAUGCUGAAAUGGAAGACGGCGAAGACGAGGAUGAAUGUGAAGAAGAGGUGAAGGAGGAAGUGCCUGAGGAUGUUAGUGAGCAGCUGAAGUUGGAGCAAGUGAAGGAUGAAGAAGAAAAAAAAGGAAAUGGUGACCAGAAAGUGGAGACGGAUGAAGAAGAAAGUGAUGAUGAGGAUGUGAUGGAGACAACACCACAGAGGGAUGACGCUUCAGUCAUCAAGUACAGUGUGAAGACCACUCCGUACCUGCAGAGUGUGAAGAAGACGAUUGAAGAGGAGUCCAGCGUGAGUAAAUCCAGAAGAAAGAGCAACAUCAAAGAUCUGAAGUUCCUGACCCCGGUGCGUCGUUCCUGCCGCAUCGAGAAGAAAUCCUCCCGCCUGCCCAGCAUGCUGGUGGAACAGGAUCCCUGCGUGUCGUCGCUGGCUGAGCUGGUGAAGCUGGACGAUGAUCCCAACGCCUACAUCUACAGAAAAAACCAUGCACUUUUGGAUGAUCUGCCAGAUCAGCCCAGGUUGUAAAUGUGGUCUGUAUAAAAAAAUAAAAAACCUACCAGUAAAUGUAUGGGACUGGUGCUAAUGGACACUUUAUACUGCUAUGUUUAAAUGUUUUUACUAAUCAGAAUAAAAUACUUUUAAAUGUUUUAUGGUAUUGGGAAGGAAAUGUUAUUCCUGUCUUUUGAAUGUAUUGUCUGGUUCUUAACACGAUUGUUUAAUACAAAGUUGACGUGUUGCUAAAUACAUUGCAAUAAAACACUAUUGCCUUA